Molecule: messenger RNA, 1252 nt
Organism: Drosophila obscura
Lineage: Eukaryota; Metazoa; Arthropoda; Insecta; Diptera; Drosophilidae
Product: peritrophin-48
Exons: 2
Coding region: 45-1196 (383 amino acids)
Cellular component (GO): extracellular region
Molecular function (GO): chitin binding
Source: RefSeq, a predicted model, not a curated record
UCGACCGUAAGCUACCGCAGCGCGCACUGAAGAAAUUUCCAAAUAUGAUGGGUAAAGGUCAAGGAUCGAUGCUCGCCGCCCUCCUGCUGCUGUUGUGCGGCUGCACGGCUCCGGCUGCUGCCAAUCUGAACAUGAGUGCCCUCUGCCUGAUGGUCCCCGACGGCAUGUCCGUGUCCAGCCAAACGGAUUGCUCCAGCUACUACCAAUGCGAGGGCGCGACUGCAACCUUAAUGAGCUGCUCGAGCGGGCAGUCCUUCGACAAGGACGCGCAGAUGUGUGUGUCAUCCUCGCAGAGCACGUGUGCAAGCAAGACCCAGCCCUGUCUGGGGAAGGCGGUGGGCACCUUCCAGGCGGACAGCAGAUCCUGUGCCGGCUACUGGUACUGCAGUGCCUCGGGCCCCAUCUACGGCAGCUGCCCCACCGGCGAGAACUUCAAUCCCACCAGUAUGGCCUGUGUGUAUGCCUACCAGUACGCGUGCUCGCUGUCGACCGUGGACAACGGCAGCGUGGAGGUGGCUCUCAGUCUGUGCUCCCUAAUCGAGAACGGCUUCUACUUCGGCAGCGCCUCCAGUUGCAGUGGCUGGAACUACUGCCAGGAUAACGUGCUGCACAGCGGCACCUGCCCAAACAGUUUGGUCUUCAACGUGAAUUCACGCAACUGUGGCUACCGCACGAGCACCUCCUGCGCCCAGGUUACCAACGAUCCCACCAUUACCGGAUCCAUAGCCCCAACGACCUGCAACUCGACUGGCGCCACGACGAACGCAACCGCGUGCAACCAGUACUACCUCUGCUCCGGCACCACCAACACCCUGAUGACCUGCGCCACUGGCUUGUACUAUGACACCGUCUCCAAAAAUUGCGUCAGCCGCAUGCUGGCGCUGAAUGAUUGCGAUCGCUGCCUGGGCUCCACCAAGACCUUUGUGAAUGCCUACUCGAACAGCACUUGCUCCCAAUAUCUGUACUGCGUCAAUGGCGUCCAGAAGGCGGUUCAGACCUGUCCCGACAACUACUACUUCAACGAGGAUGACGGCAGCUGCGUCUACGAAACUGAGCCGCAAUUCCCAUUCUGCAAUCCCGAUAAAUUGUCUGGACUGCCAGCCACAACGGCAGCCACAACGGCAGCCACAAACACAACCACAACAAUAACAACGUCAGCUUCUAACUCCACCACUACAACUGCAAAGCCUGCAUAAAGAUUUUGCUUAUCUUAUCAAAUAUUGCAAUUAAAGGAAGCCCCUUGAGUAUUCGA